AUGACGCCUUCGGAUGGAGACCUCAAGCCCGACCCUCAGGGCACCCGGUCACGACGGUCUCCGAGUCCCCGGGCGCCGGAGGGCGACGAUGCCAGCACAGCGGAGAAGCCGUCGCCUGCGAUUGCAUAUAGGGUCAAGACCCCCGGCCAGGUCCUGCACGACGCAAUCGGUCGCAAAGACCUAGACGGAGUGACACGCAUCAUUCGAGCCUCGCCAGAUUGCGUCAACGCAAAGAACGAUCGCGGCCGGACGCCUCUGCAUGUCGCCGCACAAACCGGCCAGAACGACAUAGUCAAGCUGCUCAUCUCGAAGGGAGCAGAGGUGGACGCCCGGUCCGGUUGGAAAUAUACGCCCCUCACCUUAGCCACCGAAAGCUCUCAUCGAGACGUCGUGGUGACUCUGCUGGACUCGGGGGCGGAUCUGGGGGCGGUGACGAAGGAGGGCUUCACACCGCUGCACAAGGCGGUCCAGAAGGAGAGGAAGAACACGCAGGAUAUACUUGCGAUUCUGAUGAUUCGCGGUGCAAAAUGCAACGCACUGGAUAAAGAAGGGCUCACUGCACUGCAAGGUGCAGUGUUAGCAGGGAAGCUCUCCAACGCGCGGGUACUGUGUGUAUUUCGCGCAGAUCCAUAUUUCAAGAACACGGAUGGCAAGAACGCAUUUGAUUAUGCGAGAACACUAGAAAAGGAUGUCAGGGACGAAAUGACUGAGAUAUUGUCCAAGUGGGAGAAGUGUGGAAAGCAAAUGCGAAAGAUACUACCGCAACUAUCUCAGUUCAUCAAGAAAGAAGGCCAAAUCGAUGCGUCAGCCAUGCUAUCGUGGGCAUCGAGGGAGGGACACGCGCUACUUGUUGAAUUCAUCCUCAACUUCAUGGCCAAAGAUACCCCUGACAUCGUCGAAUCCGAGGGCUUGAAGAAGGGUUGGAAGCCUAUUCAUCAUGCAGCCUGGGCAGGUCAAAGCAAUGUUGCCGAGAUACUUUUGGCCCAUGGAUCCGACGUUAAUGCCAGGACGGGCACGCAGAAAUGGACGCCUUUACAUCUGGCUGCAGGAAAAGGGAAACAGAGGACGUUGAGGGUUCUACUGGACAAUGGGGCAGACAUUCUUGCUAUGACUGAGCAGGCGCCACGUUGGGUGGCGCACGAGGGAUCUCAGUCCUCUGAACCGUCUGCGGGAGUCACUGCAUUUUGGCUUACCGCAGUAGGCCGCCAUCCGAAGAGCCUGGACGUUUUGUUUCAGUAUAUUCUUCGCAUGAAGGAUGGCAACAGCCAUGUCAUGGCUCUCAACCAUUAUGAAAAAGCCAGAGAUCACCUCGCCAGUCUCAGUGGCCAACAAGAUGACGAGAAGUCUGGUCAUGACGAUGACUACAACACGAAGCCUGACUCCGAAGUUGGCACAGCAACAUCUGUACUUUCCCUUCUGCCAGAGCUUGAUGUGCCUGGCGCAGUUGGCUCGUUUGAUGGAACUUUCUUCUCCGGACCUACCUCAAACCUCCAAUUAUCCCAUUCGGCCACGUAUCAAAUGCUACUCAGUGUCUGGGACAACUUCGACUUCAAGAAGAAGUACGACCGACCAGUCAAGGUUGCCGUCCUAGACACCGGACUAGAUGUUACCCAUAAGAACUUCGAGAAUCCGAGGUUGAAUCGUUUUGUGGGUGGGAAACCAGUAUGGUCGCCUAAAGAAGAGCCAUCCCAGUACGAGAGAAUCAAGGCCUGUGAAGACUUCACGGACACCGGUCCAAUAACGAUAAAGGACGAUAUGAGAGAUCUUGACGGGCACGGCACCCAGGUCGCAGAGUUAAUUCUCCGGCUUGCCCCAAGAUCAGAACUAUACAUAGCUCGCAUAUGCGAGGGGGAGAUCAACCGCGGUACACCAACCCCGUCCGCGCCGACAGGCAAUCGGGUCAAGCGACCGCGGCCUGAUAUCGUCGCAAAGGCGAUCGAAUGGGCCCGGGAGCAGAAGGUGGACAUCAUCAACAUGUCAUUCGGCUUUUACGACAGUCACAAAGAGGUCAAGGCAGCCUUGAACCGUGCAGUGCGCGACUCCAAGAUUCUUGUGUUCGCCGCCAUGUCCAACGACGGGAACAACAGCCAACACGCGGCCUGGCCUGCAAGAGAUCCGAAUCUCGCGAUAGGCGUGCACUCCUGCGACAAGUGGGGGCGGAAGACAUCGGGAUUCACGCCGAGAUAUGUACACGGCUCGCACAACUUCAUGUUUGUCGGCGAGGAAGUCAUCACCCAGUGGCCGAUGGCCAAAGGUGGUGAUUUCAGACUUGACCAGGGCACCUCAUUUGCUGCGCCGGCCGUUGCGGCGAUGGCUGCUUUGAUACUCGGGUUCGCAUGGCAGCACAUGUGCAGGAAGGAGAGGGAGGAGGCCGAGAUUGACCUCGAGGAGUUGCGGGAGCUUGGGGGGAUGGAGAAGGUGCUUGAGCGCAUCAGUGAGAAGGAUGAGACGUUGCGGUACUCGUACAUCCACCCCAGGCUUCUGUGGAAGGACUUGAGCCCGAGCCUUGCCGAAGAUAAGAAUAAGGCUAGGCAGCAUGCCUGGAAAGCAAUCGUGGACUCCCUCGGGCUUUGA
This is a messenger RNA of Diaporthe citri, 2574 nucleotides long. RefSeq lists its product as uncharacterized. Gene Ontology annotation, molecular function: protein binding; serine-type endopeptidase activity. Gene Ontology annotation, biological process: proteolysis. Lineage: Eukaryota; Fungi; Ascomycota; Sordariomycetes; Diaporthales; Diaporthaceae. The record is from RefSeq and is a predicted model, not a curated record. Bases 1 to 2574 code for a protein of 857 amino acids. The transcript is spliced from 2 exons.